Molecule: messenger RNA, 1787 nt
Organism: Musa acuminata subsp. malaccensis (wild Malaysian banana)
Lineage: Eukaryota; Viridiplantae; Streptophyta; Magnoliopsida; Zingiberales; Musaceae
Molecular function (GO): zinc ion binding
Source: RefSeq, a predicted model, not a curated record
GGAGCACUUCGAUCAGUCGAUCGUGUCAAAGAACAGAGUGACAUUUACCCCCCUUUGCGCUCUAUUAUUCGUUGGGGAACGAAGUCAGAUUUCGGUGGCGAAAUCUUUCGACGGCGAUGUCAGGAAAUGAUCACAAUUCAACAUCUAUUUGGUUUCUGGUUCCGUUUUGGCCUCGGGGAGCAGGUUCGAACAAGAAGUUUCAUUUGGGUCGUACAGCAAUUUUGACAUCAUUUGCUUAGAGGAAACGAGUAACUUGCCUUGAGCCUGAGGGAAGAAAUGAUGCAGCCACAUGACAGUGACAAAAAUGAAAGGAGUUCAUGCACUUCCAUUAAGAACGACAACUUCGAUAUGCCACGGACAUCGGAUGAUAGUACAGAUAAGGAUGUUGAUAUUGUACUUUGCCGUGUUUGCCAUUGUUCUGAAUGUGACAGAAGGGGUGAUGCUGCCUUGAGUUUUUUAAAUAUUGUUCCUCCGUCACAAGAAUAUCUGGAAAGCAAUGUUGAUGGAGACUCCAGUGAUAAACUUCCCAGAGAGUGUACUCUAAAGGAGGUCAACAAUAAUAAGACAUCCCAGGAGCAGAAGGAAUUUAUUGAGUUCGUAGGUCCUGAAGGCGAGAUAUUUGUUUGCAGUGCUGAUGUAGAAUCAGGUUCAUACUUUAAUCAAGACACACUAAUUGAUCUAGGAUGUUCUUGCAAAAAUGAUCUUGCUCAGGCACAUUAUGCUUGUGCUCUGAAGUGGUUUGUAAGCCAUGGUUCUACCGUGUGUGAGAUUUGUGGAAGUGUGGCUAAGAAUGUAAGGGUGACAGAUUUCAGAAAGGUUAUGGCAUCUUUGAAGGAUUACGAAGAAUUAAGGAAUAGGACAGCAACCGGAGAAUUUUCAUAUUCACAUGUGGGGAUGAAUUCAGGUGUCGAUCCUGAUGCUGUUGCUGCUAUCCGAAGACAAAGACUGAGUGAAAUAUCAUUGUGGUUCAGUCCUCAUAGUAAUUUGGUAACAGUCUCCCAGGAAGCUUUAGAAGAAUUUCCAUAUAAUCCAACAGAAAAUGUUGUGAAUAUGGAGACUCAAACGGCCAAAUGGGCUUUGGAAGGUACAGGGAUUUUAGUUGCCGUUGGACUGGUCACUGUUAUUCUCACAUGGUUUAUUGCUUCACAUGUUGGAAAGAAAGCUGCUAGAUAUGGUUUUAAUAUUCUUCUUGGAGGUGUAUGUGCUUUGGUGGUUGUGAUCUUUCUUAGAUUUGUUUUUCGAACAAGAUUCAAGUAUGGAGCAGCACGCUACUGGACAAUCUCAUUUGUAUUUUGGUUUCUUGCUUUUGCAAUAUGGGCCUCUCGGACUCGGAACGUUCGGUCCACAUGAUCCUGCGACCUAUAUUCUUUGACAAUGGACCAGGCUUUCAUCAUCGCUUGAUUGCUGUUUGGCAAUAAGACACAGACAUUAGUGAUAAUGUCGGUAUUGCAUCGUCUAAAGGAGCCACAGUUUUUGGUUGACAUCAAAAGAUGGUUCAAUAUCCUGGUGGCAAAGAUGAUGCCAAAGUUGUGCGGGAUAUGAUUUGUGUAUACAACUGCGCCGUAGAUCCAGACGGCGUGCGUUGAGGUAUAAUAGAAAUGUGGUUGUUAUGCAUUCAGGCUAGAUAGUUUUUCAUAUUGCCUAGUGAUACAUACUCAAUUUUGUGUUUCAAACUUUCAACCCUAUCAUAGUAAGGGUUUUAAUGCAAUGUGCACGUCGUAGAAUCGAUUUGUUACUGAGUGCUGUCAAUACGACGAUAAUGUCAUCUCCAUGGGAGUUUGCAUCGA